This is a messenger RNA of Suillus discolor, 1111 nucleotides long. RefSeq names its product kinase-like domain-containing protein. Gene Ontology annotation, molecular function: protein kinase activity; ATP binding. The transcript has 8 exons. Lineage: Eukaryota; Fungi; Basidiomycota; Agaricomycetes; Boletales; Suillaceae. The record is from RefSeq and is a predicted model, not a curated record. The coding region runs from base 131 to 1111 and encodes 326 amino acids. Gene Ontology annotation, biological process: protein phosphorylation.
AUUCGAAUUUUAGCUUACUUCUUGUAAGAAACUCCAGCCUCACCGUCGUUAGAUCUUUGACCUCCUUGCCUCCAUUCAGCCGAAAACUAGGAUCGGAACUCGCUCACUGAGCAAUACCCAUGUUCGGAAUAUGUCCGGAACGGAUGACAGGAACAGCACAGAAACCGGCGCUACCGUCGAGUCUAAUACUACUUCACGGGAUCACGCACCAUCUCCAAAGCAGACUCAAGCACCGUCACAUCCACUACAAGAUCUUACUGAUGACCUACAGGGAAGAUCACGCUAUCCGAUCACUUCUGGAGGCUUUGGAGACAUCUGGAAGUGUGAUUUAGUGAAGCCCGAUAUGACCGUCCAGGUAGCAGUGAAGACUAUUCGCGCUUUCGAAUCCGACGACGAGGUCCUGAUGCGGAAGAAUAGUAGGAGAGUGCGUCGCGAACUCAACGUUUGGGGCCGUCUCAAGCAUCAUAGCAUUCUUCCGCUCUGGGGAGUAGCGACUGACUUUGGACCAUACCCCGCAAUGAUUUGCCCGUGGGCUGAACACGGAGCGCUCACGGGCUAUCUUGAGAGGCAAGAAAGCUCGUUGUCAUCUCACGAUAAGUUUUCCCUUCUGAAUGACAUUGUUCUUGGAUUGCAAUACCUUCACAGCAAAUCAGUCGUCCAUGGGGACCUGACAGGGUCAAACGUCUUGAUUUAUGGCAACGGUCGGGCAUGCCUCGCUGAUUUUGGUCUCUCCACCAUAAUCCUGGAGUUCGUCGGUACCUCAUAUUUUACGAGCUCCAUCCGCGGGAAUGUUCGAUGGGUAGCUGCAGAAUUAUGUGAAGUAUCGGAGGACGACGAGCUGUCGCUCAGCACCGAGUGCGACAUAUACUCGUUUGGCAGCAUCACGCUCCAGGUAUUGAGUUGCAAGGUACCCUACCACAAUGUGAAGAAGGAUAUUGCGGUGUUAGGACAAGUCAUCAAAGGGAUAAAACCGCAACCUCCUAAGGAAUCGCAAAUAGCGCCUGGGCACUGGGAGUUCAUGCAGCGAUGCUGGUCACCUCGUGCAAGUCGUCCGUCGGUUGCAGAAAUCGUGACGUUUAUAGCAUGUGAACGACAAUCUGUGUCAUCCUAG